This is a messenger RNA of Rhodamnia argentea, 991 nucleotides long. Its product is annotated as omega-hydroxypalmitate O-feruloyl transferase-like. The record is from RefSeq and is a predicted model, not a curated record. Bases 20 to 991 code for a protein of 323 amino acids. Gene Ontology annotation, molecular function: acyltransferase activity, transferring groups other than amino-acyl groups. The transcript has 4 exons. Lineage: Eukaryota; Viridiplantae; Streptophyta; Magnoliopsida; Myrtales; Myrtaceae.
AGAGUUCUGAACCUCUCCGAUGGAGGCCUUCCGAACCGCAGCGAACAAAGCCCUGAUCGUAGAAAGAUCCGUCCCCGUUGCCAUCCUCCCAGAACAGGAAACGCCUGGGGGUUCCCUUUUCUUAAGUAACUUCGAUCAAGUGACUGCUUUUUUCAUGUCGUUGGUUUAUUCUUUCGACAGGAACGGCAUCGACAUGGCAGACUUUAUUAAGAAAGCUUUGUCCAAAGUUUUGGUUCAUCACUAUCCGGUUGCAGGGAGUUUAGCGACAAACUCCCAAGGGAAGUUGACUGUUGAUUGCGAUAAGAAAUUAGGAGUGGCAUUUGUGGAGGCAUCGGCCAAAUGCAACGUCAAAGAUCUAGGCGACAUACGACUUCUCGAUGCAAAUGUUUCUCAAAAGCUUGUUUAUAGAGAUCCUACUGAAAAUAUGCUUGAAGUUCCACCGCUUAUAACAGCACAAGCAAUAAGUUUUGGAUGUGGAGGUCUCACUGUAGGGAUCUCACUUAAUCACUGCACGCUCGAUGGAACCCCCGUAGUGAACCUCAUGAACUCAUGGGCUGAAAUAGCGAGAGGUAAACCCAUAUCCCUCGUCCUCUGUCAUGAAAGAACUAUUCUGAAAUCAAGGGUUCCUCCUCAAGCCACCUGUACUUGUGAGGGCUUUGUUCCGGUGAGUGAUGUAUCAAACUUGACGGCAUUAUUCGAGGAAGAGCAAAUUGUCCUUAAAACUUUCUACUUUGACAGUGCGAAGUUGGCGAACCUUAAAAAAAUGGCGACAGCCGAUGGACAGGUAAUGAGCAGCUGCUCCAACUUCGUGCUGAUUGCGGCCUUGGUGUGGCAGGCUCGAAGCAUGGCGCUCAGGAUGAAGUCGCACCAGAUGUCGAAUACUGACACAUUCAGUUGCCCCCGAACCCCCGCAUUCAAUAUCCAGGUACCAGUGGCUUUGAGGAUGGUGACGGAGAUGAAGCACGCCGUUGGUGUUAGUACUUGGGAGUAG